CGGGCGGCGGCGGCGGCGGCGGCGGCGGCGGCGGCUCACGGAGGCGGGGGCUCCACUUUCCAGGACUCAGGGGCGGCGACAGCGCCAGCCGCGGGCAGCAGGCUCGGCAGCCGGAGCUGGAACGGCCGGGCGCGGCGGCGGCGCCGGGGGAUCUAAAAUGUCCACUGAGGCACAAAGAGUUGACGACAGUCCAGGCACUAGUGGGGGAAGCUCCGAUGGAGACCAGCGUGAAAGCGUCCAACAGGAACCGGAGAGAGAACAAGUUCAGCCCAAGAAAAAGGAAGGGAAGAUAUCCAGCAAAACAGCUGCUAAGUUGUCCACUAGUGCUAAAAGAAUUCAGAAGGAACUUGCAGAAAUUACGUUGGACCCACCUCCCAACUGUAGUGCUGGACCCAAAGGAGACAACAUUUAUGAAUGGAGGUCAACUAUAUUGGGACCCCCAGGAUCUGUCUAUGAAGGAGGGGUGUUCUUUCUUGACAUAACCUUUUCACCUGACUAUCCGUUUAAACCCCCCAAGGUGACCUUCCGCACCAGAAUCUAUCACUGUAACAUCAACAGCCAAGGCGUGAUCUGCCUGGACAUCCUGAAGGACAAUUGGAGCCCGGCCCUCACCAUCUCUAAAGUGCUCCUGUCCAUCUGCUCCCUCCUGACAGACUGCAACCCUGCUGACCCGCUGGUCGGCAGCAUCGCCACACAGUACAUGACCAACAGGGCGGAGCACGACCGGAUGGCCAGGCAGUGGACCAAGCGGUACGCGACAUAGCGCCGGCGGCAGCUCCGCGCGGGGCGCCCGCGCUGCCCGCCGCCUGCUACCUUUGGAACCGUCUUGCGAUGGAGCGUCAUCCAGCCCCACUCCUGUUCCUUUGCUCCCCACCCGUUCCUGUUUUAUUCCCUUUUUAAUUUCCAUUAACUUGAAAGAUCUGGUCUUUUUUUUUUUUUUUAAUCCCCCCUCCACGUGGAUGGGAACUUUGGUUUUCAGUGCAAACAAUGUCGGAUCUGUAAUAAUAAGAGCUUUCUUACCAAGCUUCGUAUUCUUGUGUGGUUUUGUUCCUUAUUGUCCAUUUUAUUUUGAUCCUUCUUCCUUUUCUGUGAUCUUGGGAAGACACGAAUUCAGAAUUCUAUCUCGUUUCUACUUCCAUGUAGCGCUUAGGAUUAAUUUUUUUGUACUGAAGUCUUUAUCGGUGGGUGCAUGCUACUGGGAACCAGAUUUUGUACAAACGCUUCAAUCACAAUCACUGUGCAUUACUGAAGACUCUGUUUAUCACUAGCCUUCUGUCCCCACACCGAAGGCUGCUGGAUUGAACAAAAUAAUAUGUAUUUUGAUUUACUUCAAGUGCUUGUAAAUUUUCUUAGGGACCUGCCACUUUUGACUGUGGAUCAGUUGAUGUACACUUGUAUUAUUAAAGCACUCAAUAAAUCACUGUGGCUGAUAAA
Capra hircus (goat) is the source of this 1434-nucleotide messenger RNA. Its product is annotated as ubiquitin-conjugating enzyme E2 E2. NCBI's taxonomy places the organism in Eukaryota, Metazoa, Chordata, Mammalia, Artiodactyla, Bovidae. The record is from RefSeq and is a predicted model, not a curated record. Gene Ontology annotation, cellular component: nucleus. Gene Ontology annotation, biological process: protein polyubiquitination. Gene Ontology annotation, molecular function: ubiquitin conjugating enzyme activity. Bases 158 to 763 code for a protein of 201 amino acids. The transcript is spliced from 6 exons.